AUGACCGACCUCUUAAGAAGUGUUGUCACCGUCAUUGAUAUUUUCUACAAAUACACCAACAAAGAUGGGGAAUGUGGCACACUGAGCAAGGAUGAGCUAAAGGAACUUCUAGAAAAAGAGUUUCGGCCAAUUCUGAAGAACCCAGAUAAUCCAGACACGGUGGAGGUCAUUAUGCAUAUGCUGGAUCGAGAUCAUGACCGAAGACUGGACUUUACUGAGUUUCUUCUGAUGGUAUUCAAGCUGGCUAUGGCCUGCAACAACGUUCUUAACAAAGAAUACUGCAAAACUUCAGGGUCAAAGAAGCAGAAGCGUAGUCAUGGUCACCAGCACCAAAAGAAAGAAAGUGAAACAGAAGAAGAAGAUGAGAAUACAUCAGAACAGAAAUCAGGUCCUAGAAAUUCAAGUUGGAGUGAGGGAGAGGAGCAUGGUUCUGAGGGCUUGAGGGGAACUGCGAAACAUAGACAUAGGUCCCACUCCAGAAGUCUGGGAAGGGAAGGUAGUUUGUCUAGCUCAGAGAAACAAGAGGGAUUUGAGAAAAGGCGCCAUGGGUCUAGCUCUGGCCACUCAGUUAGCCCCUCUAGGGAAUCUGGGGAGGAAUCUGAAUCUGAAUCUGGAUUUAAGAGCGGGGAAAGGAAAGAAGAAGACAUGGAUCCCCGGCAUGUUGUCAACCACAGAACUGUUGUCAACCACAGAACUGUGGAAGACAACAGGGAAGAAGAUCAAGACAGUCCUCUUGUGGUAGACAAUAUGGGUCUGGAGCAAGUCAGUCUUCUAAUUGUGGUCAACAGGGAAGAAGAUCAAGGCAGUCCUCUUGCUGUAGCCAAUAUGGGUCUGGAGCAAGUCAGUCUUCUAAUUGUGGUCAACGGGGAAGAAGAUCAAGACAGUCCUCUUGUGGUAGCCAAUAUGGGUCUGGAGCAUGUCAGUCUUCUCAUUGUGGUCAACGGGGAAGAAGAUCAAGACAGUCCUCCUGUGGGAAGAAGAUCAAGACAGUCCUCUUGUGGUAGACAAUAUGGGUCUGGAGCAAGUCAGUCUUCUAAUUGUGGUCAACACGGGUCUGGCUCAGGACAGUCCUCAGGUUUUGGACAACAUGGGUCCAGUUCAGGUCAGACCUCUGGUUAUGGCCAACAUGGAUCUGGCUCAGGUCAGUCCUCUGGUUAUGGCCAACAUGGAUCUGGCUCAGGUCAGUCCUCUGGCUUUGGACAACAUGGGUCCAGUUCAGGUCAGUCGUCUGGCCAUGGCCAACAAGGAUCUGGCUCAGGCCAGUCCUCAGGCUUCAAACAACAUGGGUCUAGCUCAGGACAGUCAUCUGGUUUUGGAAAACAUGGAUCUGGCUCAGGUCAGUCCUCAGGCUCUGGAAAACACAGGUCUAGCUCAGGUCAGUCAUCUGGCUUUGGACAACACGGGUCUAGCUCUGGUCAGUCAUCUGGUUUUGGACAACAUGGUUCUGGCUCAGGUCAGUCCUCUGGUUAUGGCCAACAUGGAUCUGGCUCAGGUCAGUCCUCUGGUUAUGGCCAACAUGGAUCUGGCUCAGGUCAGUCCUCUGGUUAUGGCCAACAUGGAUCUGGAUCAGGCCAGUCCUCAGGCUUCAAACAACACGGGUCUAGCUCAGGUCAGUCAUCUGGCUUCAAACAACAUGGGUCUAGCUCAGGACAGUCAUCUGGUUCUGGAAAACAUGGGUCUGGCUCAGGUCAGUUGUCUGGCCAUGGUCAACACGGAUCUAGCUCAGGUCAGUCCUCAGGCUUAGGACAAAAGGGAUCUGGUUCAGGUCAGUCUUCUGGCUAUGGCCAAUAUGGGUCAGGUUCAACUCAGUCUUCUGGCUUUGACCAUCAACAAUCAGGUUCAGGACAUUCCUCUAGCUCUGGAAAACAUAGAUCUGGUUCAGGUCAAUCUUCUGGCUUUGACCAGCAUGGGUCUAAAACAGGCCAAUCCAGCUCAGAAUAUCAUAGUGGAAGAAAGAGAUCUAGUCACAUGUUGGAGAGGUUGUGGAGGAAAGGGAACCCUCAUUUACCGCUGCUGGGACUGUAG
Messenger RNA from Myotis lucifugus (little brown bat), 2025 nucleotides. Its product is annotated as filaggrin-2-like. Lineage: Eukaryota; Metazoa; Chordata; Mammalia; Chiroptera; Vespertilionidae. Gene Ontology annotation, cellular component: cornified envelope; nucleus; keratohyalin granule. The transcript is spliced from 5 exons. Gene Ontology annotation, molecular function: calcium ion binding; transition metal ion binding. Bases 1 to 2025 code for a protein of 674 amino acids. The record is from RefSeq and is a predicted model, not a curated record. Gene Ontology annotation, biological process: establishment of skin barrier.